This is a messenger RNA of Salvelinus sp. IW2-2015, 1407 nucleotides long. The record is from RefSeq and is a predicted model, not a curated record. NCBI's taxonomy places the organism in Eukaryota, Metazoa, Chordata, Actinopteri, Salmoniformes, Salmonidae.
AUGCGGCCCUUGCGGAGCCCUGUCUGUAGGUUACUGAAGCUUCAUCUGGCCAUAGCCGUCUCGGUACUCUGCGAGGGCACACGGUCCCCGCUAAGCUGCUGCCUGUAUGCUGUGAAUGAGGGGGGCAUCAAGCAGGCAUCCAACUCCUGUCCUGACCCGGGGGAACCAGAGAACGGCAAGAGGGUGGGCUCCGACUUUAGUAUCGGAGCCACCGUCCAGUUCCUCUGUAAUGAGGACCACGUGCUCCAAGGCUCCAAGACCAUCACCUGUCAGAGGGUGGCCGAGGUGUUCGCUGCCUGGAGUGACCACCGCCCCGUCUGCAAAGUGAAAACAUGCGGCUCUAACCUUCAAGGUCCUUCUGGUACAUUCACUUCGCCCAACUUCCCCAUCCAGUAUGAGUCCAACGCUCAGUGUGUCUGGAUACUCACGGCCACCAACCCCAACAAGGUAAUUCAGAUUAACUUUGAGGAGUUUGACCUGGAGAUUGCCUAUGACACGCUAACCAUCGGUGACGGAGGGGAAGUGGGUGACCCCAAGACAAUACUACAAGUUCUCUCAGGUAGCUUCGUCCCUGACCUCAUAGUCAGCAUGACCCAUCAGAUGUGGCUCCAUCUCCAAUCAGACGAGAGUGUGGGCUCCAUAGGCUUCAAGAUCAACUUUAAAGAGAUUGACAAAGAGAGUUGCGGGGACCCUGGUACGCCCCUCUAUGGGAUAAGGGAAGGAGACAGCUUCUUGAAUGGGGGCAUCCUGCGCUUUGAGUGCCAGUUUGGGUUCGAGCUCAUCGGGGAAAGGACCAUAUCUUGUCAGAACAACAACCAAUGGUCAGCCAACAUCCCCAUGUGCAUCUUCCCAUGCCUGUCCAAUUUCACGGCGCCAAUGGGCACGGUUCUAUCACCGGACUACCCAGAAGGCUACAGCAACAACAUGAACUGCGUGUGGCUGAUCAUAUCAGAGCCCGGCAGUCGCAUCCACCUGGCCUUCAAUGACUUUGACCUGGAGGCACCUUACGACUUCCUCACCGUGAAAGACGGCGAGCUGCUGGACGCCACUGUCCUGGGACGCUUCUCGGGGGCAGAGUCACCCUCCCACCUUGACAGUAAUACUAACAUACUGAGGCUGGAGUUCCAGGCAGACCACUCCAUGGCCGGACGAGGGUUCAACAUCACAUACAGCAGUAGGUUUAACCCUGACAUUGAAUUCUGUGCUGUUCUUUGUUUGUCUUUGUCAGUUUAUUAGGGCUCAGUUCAGUUGAACCCAUGUAGCAGGUAUUGCAUGGCUGCUCUGCCACAAUCCAGGUGAAAAAGAGUUGGGCCCUUGGUUCGUACCAGGUAUAGCUUAUCAUUUUGUGGCACCUUGUGGUGACUUUACUGUAAUGACCAUAGUCCUGUAUAUCUUGUCCUGAUUGGA